AUGCCGCCCUCGCUCCUGUCGCUCCCCGACGAGCUUCUCGACCCCGUCGUCGACCAGGCCGCCGGGGAGUACGCGCCGAGGCUGUACAAGGAGCGUCAAGAAACCUGUCGGGCCCUGUCGCUCGUCAACAAGCGCGUCGGCGCCGUCGCCCAGCCGAAGCUCGUCGAGGUCGUGCACGCCUUUGCGUUCACGCCGUUCAGCUUUCGGGCCCGGCUCAAGCCUCAGCAGGUCCCUCGGCGCAACCGCGUGAGGACGCUCUGGCUCGACGGCGUCGGCUUGAACGGUUCAGUCGAUGGCUUCCUGUCGUUCGCCGCCGUUCGCGACCUCACGCCGCCCGGCUCUCGAAUCGGGCUCAAGCCUGAGGAGGUGCCGCAGAAGAACCGUGUGAGGACGCUGUGGCUCGAGGGCGUCGGCCUGCACUGCCCAGUCGAUGGCUUCCUGUCGUUCGCCGCCGUUCGCGACCUGCGGCUCACAAUGAUUCAUGGCGUCCGGCUCGAGGACCUCGGCCAGCUACCAGAGCUUCGCACGCUCGUCCUCUCGCUCGGCGACUUCACGAGCAACAUGCCCUUGAUCGCGCCCAGGCUUGAGCGCCUCGCCAUCUCGAGCUGCGACUUCAGCCGUCCAGUCGGCAUGAAGUCCUUUACCGCAAAGGGCUGUCCUUCUCUGCGGCACCUGUACGCCGCCAUGUCGCCAAAGCCACGGCCGCUGUGGACGCGCGACCUCGUCGCUCGAGUCGACACGUUGGGCGUCAAGAUCUACUACGACUACCCGCAGCGGUGCUCGUGGACUAGCAUCGUCGGCCCUGGCGAUGGCCCAGAAGACGAGGUGUUUCUCGACAACGUGCUGUUCGACCUGCUGUGGUGCGAGAUCGACCACCAGUUCGAGCCCAAGAGGGAGAUUGAGCACCUUCGCCUUCAUGUCAGCAGUGAGUCGAUACAGGUCGACUCGACACUGCUGGGUAAACAACUCGCCAUCUUCGCCGGCCACCUGUCGACGGCCUACCCGGCCCUCAAGAGCCUGUACCUCCCGCUCGCCCUCGACACCUCGCGCGUCAUGCAUCGGCGCGAGCUGUCCGACGCCGUCGAGAAGCUCGUCGCGGCAUGCACGAGGCCGCACGUCGAGGUCGUGUUCGAGCACGUGCUCGAGGCCGACGAGAAUCGCGAGGACCGCGCGUCGCCGCACUUUGAGGCGCACUGCAGGCGCAUCAAGGCCGAGCGGGCGGCGUCGAGGGCGAGCUUGACGAUGGGCGGCGCGAGUGCGGCGCGCUGA
Molecule: messenger RNA, 1269 nt
Organism: Rhodotorula graminis WP1
Lineage: Eukaryota; Fungi; Basidiomycota; Microbotryomycetes; Sporidiobolales; Sporidiobolaceae
Exons: 2
Coding region: 1-1269 (422 amino acids)
Source: RefSeq, a predicted model, not a curated record